AUGAGCCCCUUCUUCGGAGAUUCAGGCACUCAAUACUCAUACAAGAGACUCUCAGGUGCUCCAAGGAGACCAUGGGCAGCUAGUGAUUCUUCAUCCAUUGAAGUAGUGAACUCUUUCAAGCAUCCGCGACCACCUACACCUCCACCAAGAACAUCAUCGUGGACUUUUUCACAGCGCAUCCCCAAGCAAAGACAUACCACCCCAUCUGAAUCGCCUAAGCAUCGCUUAAGGAGAACAUCAAAGUGGCCGUCCCUCAGGUCCCAAGUUGACUCUUCUCCGACCCAAGACCCUCACACGCUCAUAGUUAAACUUAAAAAAAUCAUGUCUUCACCGGGUGGUCCUACCGCCACCACUGGCGGAACUUCCUUAACUGGUCCUGACCGGGAUCGGGACCGCCAGGCUACCACGACUGCGAAGCACAGCCUCCCCAUGCCGGGCUUGUCCGGGAAUGCCAAUGGACCAAUCGGUAACUUACUCAAGGGCCCUGUCGAUGACAGUGGUAGGCUCAAGGAUGCCGCUCUCUUGGUCGGGAUCAAGCUUGAUCUUGAGGCUGAAGUCCAUGCCACGGCUAGGGUCCGCGGUGACAUCGUGGUUGGGUUAUAUUGA
This is a messenger RNA of Annulohypoxylon truncatum, 606 nucleotides long. RefSeq lists its product as uncharacterized. The coding region runs from base 1 to 606 and encodes 201 amino acids. NCBI's taxonomy places the organism in Eukaryota, Fungi, Ascomycota, Sordariomycetes, Xylariales, Hypoxylaceae. The transcript has 3 exons. The record is from RefSeq and is a predicted model, not a curated record.